Molecule: messenger RNA, 510 nt
Organism: Ruditapes philippinarum (Manila clam)
Lineage: Eukaryota; Metazoa; Mollusca; Bivalvia; Venerida; Veneridae
Exons: 4
Coding region: 190-510 (106 amino acids)
Source: RefSeq, a predicted model, not a curated record
UGAAAAAUCCUAAUUUUUGUUUCUUUAUAUUUUGUUUCAAGGGAUAAAUUGAUUUAAAAAAAACUAAACUAUGAUUUACUUCAAUCUUAAGUUAACUUUUAGGUUCUACAGUUGAUUGGAGAGAGUACAGUUGCUGGUAUUUCGGGUGUAGAUACCUUCAGGGAAAACUUGUCUUCUUCUAUCAGCAACAUGAGCAAUGUGCAAGAGGCUUCUUGUACAAAUGAUGGAGAUGCUGAUGCUUCAAGUAGUGGUAAUUUGGCAGAAUCAGCACCAUCUGCUACACUUGUUAAUACAAGUAACUCUGAAAAAAGAAAACGGACGGUCAGUGAACCAUUAGAUAAAUAUCAAGAACUUCUGGAUAUUGAAAGGAAGAAAUGCAAAUUUCUAGAAGAAAUUCUCAACACGCAAAAACAACAAAAUGAAAAUCUUGGGGCAAUUUCAAACGAAUUGAAGCGUCUGACUGACAUUAUUGCAUGCAAAAGUAGCAUUGAAAACCUGAUCGAACUUUAA